GUAGACUGUGAAUUUGUCACAAAUCUGGAAAACGAAAAAGCAACAAGGGCAAAAAAGUGUUGUUAACCGGAGUAAGACUAACCAAACCAUGGUUUGAAAUUCUACCAUUAUACUUUUGGCAUCGGCCCGCCCGCUUUAAUAUAACGAACGCAGAGAGCUCUCUGCUCACGUACGAGUCCCCAAGUUUCACAAACUUUCAUUCCCAGAGCUUUUCAAAGCGCACCCGAAAAAUUAAAAAUAAAAUUAAAAAUUAAAAAUAUCGCCGAAUAUUGGGUGGGGGAUCCUGAUGUUUCGGAAUGAAACUGAACGGAACGGUGGCGGGAGGCAGCGCGGCGGCAACGGCACGACAGAUAAUAAAGUCGUCGUCGCCGUGAAAGCAGAGAAGGUCAUAUCCAGGACCGCAUUAGCUUGGGCUCUCACCCAUGUCGUUCACCCCGGCGAUUGCAUCACGUUGCUGGCCGUUUUCUCCGGCGAGAAAACUGGCCGGAGACUAUGGAAUUUUCCGAUAUUCUCUAGAGAUUGUGGAAGCAAGCGCCAUGAGAGGUUGCCGGAUCGGAUUGGUCAGAUCUCCGAGUCAUGUUCUCAGAUGGUGCUUCAGUUUCACAACCAAAUCGAGGUUACAGUGAGGAUUAAAGUGGUCUUAGGUGCAUCUGGGGAUGCUGUGGCGGCUGAAGCAAAGAGCAGUGGAGCCAACUGGGUCGUACUGGACAAGAAACUGAAGCAACAGCGAAAGCAUUGCAUGGAAGAACUCCGCUGCAACAUUGUCGUGAUGAAGGGCUCUCAGCCAAAAGUAUUGAGGCUCAAUUUAGGAUGCAUAGAUGAACCCCAAACCCCAUUCUUUUCUGCUGCUUCUUCACCGCUGAUGGAUGUUGGCAAGUUGCGAAGCUACAGGAUGAAGCAUUCCACUCCAGCGAGCAGCCCUGAAGAACCAAGUACUUCCUACACAAGAACAACAGGGGAAGGCUCACUGUCAAGUUUUGACAGUGCGACUUCUGUUUUUCUUGUCUACGGUCAGAAUCCUCUCUUUGAAGGAUCGCAGAAAGGAAGUUACAAGUCAAUGGAUGAGCAAAAUGAUUUGGAGGAGUCAUUAUCCACACUUGACUUCAGCAGAGAAAAGCUUAUAACUCUGUCCAAGGCUCCAACAUCAGCUAUGGUCAGUAAUCAGAAUGCCUUUUGUAUUCCGCAGAACCACAUUGUUGAUGGAAAGCCCCCAGUAGCCCCAAACCAUAGAAAUUGCAGCAAAACUAGAUCUUCCAAUUUCAAAGUUCAAUUUGAUGAAAAUGUUAAGCAUGAUCAAGCUACCAGAAAUAGUAGAGUUGCACUCGGCCAAAACUAUAACAAGGAAUACAUUAUUAAUUCAAGCAUCAGGGAUGCUGUCUCUUUGGGAAGACCUUCCUCAGUACCUCCUCCUUUAUGCUCGUUAUGUCAAAACAAAACACCAUUGUUUGGAAAACCUCCAAGACAGUUCUCUUACAGAGAGCUAGAGGAAGCUACAAAAGGAUUCUCAGAGAUGAAUUUCUUGGCAGAAGGUGGUUUUGGUGUGGUUCACAAAGGGGUUUUGAGGGAUGGCCAGGUUGUUGCGGUGAAACAGUUGAGGUUUGGUGGCUCUCAAGCAGAUGCCGACUUCUGUCGCGAAGUGCGAGUUUUGAGCUGUGCACAACACAGGAACGUUGUGUUGCUAAUUGGCUAUUGUAUCGAGCACAAGAUGAGAGUGCUAGUUUAUGAGUACAUAUGCAAUAGUUCUUUGGACUUCCAUUUACACGGAAAUGGAACCUCUCUCGACUGGCAUUCGAGGCUAAAGAUAGCAACAGGAACAGCCCGUGGCUUACGAUAUCUUCACGAAGAUUGUAGAGUUGGUUGUAUAGUGCACAGAGACCUGCGACCCAACAAUAUCCUCCUAACCCAUGAUUUUGAACCUAUGGUUUCGGAUUUUGGGCUAGCUAGGUGGCACUCUGAGUGGGACCUCAGUACAGAGGAUCGAGUCUUUGGGGCUUCAGGGUAUCUUGCACCAGAGUAUGUGGAUGGUGGACAAAUUACACAUAAAGUUGAUGUAUAUGCAUUUGGAGUGGUUUUGCUAGAGCUGAUGACUGGCCAUCGAAUCACUGACUUGCAAAAUGCUAAGGGAAUGCAUUUUUUGGCUGAUUGGUUCCAUCCAUUAGCUACAUUAGAAUCAAACCGCAUCUUACCUAAUAACCUUCAGUUAUUGGAUCCAAUCUUGUCGUCUGAUCAAUCCCCUGAGUUCCUUUUUCAGCUACAGGCAAUGGGCCGUGCUGCUUUCAUGUGUCUAUGUCAAGAUCCAGAUUCAAGACCACAAAUGUCAAAGGUACUGAGAGUGCUUGAAGGAGGAGAUCCGCUUGUUCCUCUGGGCUUAGACCUGAACUCACUUGGUAGUAGGAGUGGCCAUUUGCAUGGUCUGAGCUCACGUGCACAACCUGAGUUGAGAAUAAACCAUUCUCGCAGGCUCUCACAUUGAAAAUUGAUCCUGCUAAAGGGUGAGCAAAUUUUGUUUACAACAAAUAGUUACAUUAGCGAGAAUGGUACCUCCAAAGUAAUCAGUUUCUUGCCCAAUUGCAACUACAGCUCAUCGGAUAGAUACGAAUUUCUGUUGUAUGUUUAUUGUGUAUUCUUGAAUCAUUACAUUCUUUUGUUACACGUAUUAUAUUACACAUAUAAAUAGCCCUUCAGAUAUGUUAUUUAUGUCACAUAGUUACAUGUAUAAUUAACUGACAGAUUUUGUUUA
Molecule: messenger RNA, 2740 nt
Organism: Ziziphus jujuba (common jujube)
Lineage: Eukaryota; Viridiplantae; Streptophyta; Magnoliopsida; Rosales; Rhamnaceae
Product: inactive protein kinase SELMODRAFT_444075
Exons: 8
Coding region: 287-2473 (728 amino acids)
Biological process (GO): protein phosphorylation
Molecular function (GO): protein tyrosine kinase activity; ATP binding
Source: RefSeq, a predicted model, not a curated record